Messenger RNA from Drosophila persimilis, 1527 nucleotides. It is a transcript of the gene Drice, whose product is annotated as caspase. The record is from RefSeq and is a predicted model, not a curated record. Bases 187 to 1233 code for a protein of 348 amino acids. Gene Ontology annotation, biological process: proteolysis; apoptotic process. Gene Ontology annotation, cellular component: cytoplasm. The transcript has a single exon. Lineage: Eukaryota; Metazoa; Arthropoda; Insecta; Diptera; Drosophilidae.
AUACCCGCCACAAACUAAAAAUUUACUCUAUUGUUCGCGAGUUUUCUUUGUUGCAAGUUCGAGCCUGACUUUCUCCCUCGCUUAGGAUAAUUAGUACAAGUUUCGCGCGAUACCUCGUCCCGAUAUUGAAAACCAGUUUCGUUUUCUUUGUGACUCAUCAGAAUUCCACAGGCUCAAGGAAAAUUGAUGGAAAAUACAAUGGCCGACCCAAACACAAACAAUAGCAGCAGCAACGAGUCCACCGAUCAGGUAGGAAUUCGCGUGGAAAACGAAAACCCGGACGAUCACACAGACGCCUUUGGAUCUGUGGGUGGCAGCAGUGGCACAGCUGCAGCCUCGAGUUCCUCGCAUCACAACAACAUCUACGGUAGCGGAGCCAUUGGUCAGCUGGCCAAUGGCUAUAAAUCCCCCUCUUCGAGUUAUGGCAAAAAUGUUGCAAAAAUGGUCACGGACCGUCAUGCUGCAGAGUACAAUAUGCGACACAAAAAUCGUGGCAUGGCUUUGAUCUUUAACCAUGAGCACUUCGAGGUGCCCACUUUGAAGUCGCGUGCAGGCACCAACGUGGACUGUGAGAAUCUGACCCGAGUGCUGAAACAGCUCGAUUUUGAAGUGACCGUCUACAAGGACUGUCGCUACAAAGACAUUGUACGUACAAUUGAAUUGGCGGCCUCGCAGAAUCACGGCGAUAGCGACUGCAUUUUGGUGGCGAUUCUAUCGCACGGAGAGAUGGGCUACAUCUAUGCCAAAGACACCCAAUACAAGCUAGAGAACAUCUGGAGCUUCUUCACGGCCAAUCACUGCCCCUCGCUGGCUGGCAAGCCGAAACUGUUCUUCAUCCAGGCCUGCCAGGGCGACCGAUUGGACACGGGAGUGACCAUGCAACGAGGACAUACCGAAACCGAUGGCGACUCAUCCAUGAGCUACAAGAUACCCGUACAUGCCGAUUUCCUCAUUGCCUACUCGACCGUCCCCGGGUUUUACUCGUGGCGCAACACCACUCGGGGAAGCUGGUUCAUGCAGAGCCUGUGCGUCGAGCUGGCUGCCAAUGGCAAGCGCCUGGACAUACUAACGCUGCUGACCUUCGUCUCGCAGCGUGUGGCCGUUGACUUUGAGUCAUGCACCCCCGAUACACCCGAGAUGCACCAGCAGAAGCAGAUCCCCUGCGUUACCACGAUGCUAACGCGCAUUUUGCGUUUCAGCGAUAAGCAAUUGGUCCCCGCCGGACGAGUUUGAUGGCUACUGGUCUGGUUGAUGGGUUGGCUAAGGCUAAGGCGGGGUGUGUGAUACGCGAGGGGUAGCAGGGCGCAGACGUAGCUACAGUAUCCCUGAAACUGUACUACAAAACAUUUUUCUACUUCAUUUUGUUUAUAGUAUCCUAUAACCAGCGCUAUUUUCUCAGUAAUUUACCGAAUAUAUUAAUCUCUUAACUAGCAUUUAUUACUAUCGGAUUGACAACUCUUGCCCAACAAGUGUGGCGAUAGGCCCUUUUAAAGUUUUUUAAAAUUAUUUAUACGCAUAAAUACUCGU